GCAGGACAGAGUAUUCAAAAAAUCCAAAACGAAUCCCAAAUUAUGGGAACAAUGUUUGUAAACUUAACAUCGUUACUCACCUUAGUUCGGGGUUACUUUAUAUUUUCGGGAAUAGCAUUUUCCUUCGUGGCGGGAGAAUGGGGCAAUACGUGUUCAACAUAUGACGGAUACCCUUUUCGUGACAGCCCGCCCACCUUCUGCUGCAAUGGGACGCAAAUAAGUGAAAAUGAGAUUUCUGAAAUGGAAGCGACCAGAUUUUCCCGAAAAUCUAUUUCCAAGAUAUCAAACAGCCAUUAUUUUGCGUGUCAGAAAGAAGUAUCGUCUGCUUAUAUGUCGGAUAAUAUUUCAGUUUACCUGUGGAAACUAGCUGCCUGCAUGUAUCGACAACAGAAUAACGGCACAAAGACCAUAAAUUACUCGGACUUUGUCUCCUGGAAGGAAAGAACGGUGAACUACACGACGAAUAAAACCAUCCUGGCAGCAAUUCUCGACAGAGGCAAAUCCAUGUGUCCAGAGGCAGCAAAGAAGUCUGAAUUCUACAAGAAGUUUCAAAUACUGGAGAACUGCUAUUACUCAAACAUAGAAAAGAAAUGCGCAUCACAGGAAGCUAUCAAGGUUCAUUGGAAGAUGGUCAGGAAAGAAAAGACAGAGUUUCCGUGGUCGAACUGCCCCCGUCUUCCUGUUGUGUUUGGCUAUCACCAAACACUCCGGUGUUGCCGGAACGAAACACUGCCGUGGAUGGUAGAUGAUUUGCUUGGGUUUCAGAUGAGUUCACUGCAAGCAGGAGAACCUUACGAGAAAUGUUUACAUUCGGUCAAGAACUUCGUGAAUACUUCAGUAGAAGGUGGACCUGGAAAAUGUUUGGAGGCUUGCGCAUUUAAUCCGAUUGAUUGGAAGGAAAUCUCCGAAAAACGAGACAUCGUGUGGAAUGCGACAUACUUUCUGGACUACUUGCUAAAUUCUAUAAAUAUCACACACGUCAAAAAUAAUUUAACGACCAAGGCCAAUCAACAAUUUAAAUUUGCACGUUUGCCUAAUGAAGGCAUUCUUCGGAAUACAAACGAUUCAAUCACAUUCGCGGAUAUGGAAAAGGAAUACAAAUCUGUGAACACUCCUUUCAACAAAAGUGUGGAAAUAUAUUGCCGCUAUUACUACGCUCUACGUGGAUUGGCUGGGUCCAGCAUUGUUGACCGCUGUCAUAACAAUGCCUUGGCGACAGACUACAUUUCAUUCUUCACUUAAUAAUACAUUUUGGAAGACGUGCAGAACGGGUGGAAUACCCUUUUCAUCCCUAACUUUCAAAGUUACAUAUUUAGUAAACAUUAUUGGCGAUGGAUCUUUCUCCAAAUGUUUAAUUAAUGACAAUAAAUAUUCAUUAACCAAAUUCGUGAAUGUAACAAAAUCAACCAUAGAAAUAAAAUCAUUAGCAA
Messenger RNA from Folsomia candida, 1430 nucleotides. RefSeq lists its product as uncharacterized. The transcript is spliced from 9 exons. The coding region runs from base 43 to 1242 and encodes 399 amino acids. The record is from RefSeq and is a predicted model, not a curated record. Lineage: Eukaryota; Metazoa; Arthropoda; Collembola; Entomobryomorpha; Isotomidae.